AUGGAGGCUGCAGGGCCACCCCCGGCCCAGAGGUGCUUUCGGGAGGCCCUGGAGAAGCUUUUCCCCCGCCUCGGCUUCCUCUGCUCCCUGGUGACCUACGCGCUGCUGGGUGCCGUCCUCUUCUUGGCCAUUGAGGGCGGCCAGAACCUGGGGCCAAAAGACCCGGAGUUUGAGGAGUUCUUGGUGGAGCUCUGUGGCAUCUCGAAAUGCAACAGAACAGUUGAGGAAGGCAGGAAACAGGACCUCGGGGCGCUGCUGCAGAAGGUGAAGCCCCACUGGUUUAGCAGGUUUGCAGACUGGUCCUUCCUGAGCUCACUCUUUUUCUGCUGCACGGUGAUCAGCACUGUGGGUUAUGGUCACAUCUACCCGGUCACCAGGCUCGGCAAAUACUUGUGCAUGCUCUACGCCCUCUUUGGCAUCCCCCUGAUGUUCCUAGUCCUCACGGACAUGGGUGACAUCCUGGCCACCAUCCUGUCCACGUCUUACCAUCGGUUCCAAAAACUCCCAUUCUUCCCACCUCCCCUCCCUUACUGGUGCUCCCGCCUGCUCUGCAGAAAGCUGGCCACCAUGCCCGCGGGCGAGGCUGUCCCAAGGAUUGUCAGAGAUGCCCAAGAGCUUCCGGGCCCCAAACCCGGCCCGUGUCCGUCCACCCCAAGCAGCAACACAGAUCUGUUCGAGAGACUUCUUGCACGAGAGAAGCGGAACACGCUGCACCCGCCCCCGCGGGCCGUACAGAGGACUAACUCGUGUCCCGAGCUGGUGUCAGGAAGACUCUCCUACUCGGUCAUCAGCAGUCUGGACCAGGUGGGACGGCAGGUGGAGAAGCUGGACAUGCCCCUCCCGGUCAUCGCCCUCCUUGUGUUCGCCUACAUUUCCUGUGUGGCCGCCAUCCUCCCCAUCUGGGAGAAGAAGCUGGACUUCGAGAACGCCUUCUAUUUCUGCUUCGUCACACUGACCACCAUUGGGUUCGGGGAUACCAUUUUAGAACACCCCCACUUCUUCUUGUUCUUCUCCAUUUAUAUCAUCAUUGGGAUGGAGAUCGUGUGCAUCACUCUCACCAUCCCGUGCAUCACUUUCAAGUUGGUGCAAAACAGGCUGAUUCACAUCUACAAAAAUCUCGUGCUGUUCUUUGCAAAAGGGGUAUUUUACCACCCUGUUAAUAAGUGA
This is a messenger RNA of Odobenus rosmarus divergens (Pacific walrus), 1167 nucleotides long. It is a transcript of the gene KCNK18, whose product is annotated as potassium channel, subfamily K, member 18. The record is from RefSeq and is a predicted model, not a curated record. Gene Ontology annotation, biological process: potassium ion transmembrane transport; stabilization of membrane potential. NCBI's taxonomy places the organism in Eukaryota, Metazoa, Chordata, Mammalia, Carnivora, Odobenidae. Gene Ontology annotation, molecular function: potassium ion leak channel activity. Gene Ontology annotation, cellular component: membrane.